Molecule: messenger RNA, 615 nt
Organism: Desarmillaria tabescens
Lineage: Eukaryota; Fungi; Basidiomycota; Agaricomycetes; Agaricales; Physalacriaceae
Exons: 3
Coding region: 1-615 (204 amino acids)
Source: RefSeq, a predicted model, not a curated record
AUGACGGGAAUGAGCCGUGAGCUUAUGCAGCUUCAAUGUCCAGAUCGCGAGGCUGUGUUGAUGGCAAGUGAUCCUGCGAGCCCCGAAUAUCAAUACAACCCUGAGGCAGAUGCGCCAAGUAGCGAGAUAUCGCCCUCAGACGACGAGAUAGAGGAUCCCGAAUCAUCUCCAUCUGAGGUUCCUCCGAUGGAGUCGAUGGAGGUAGACGAGGAGUCGGUUGAAGGUCAUGUAUCACCCAGGACUAUCGAGAGUGCCUCGUCUUUUGCGGAGACACUCAUUCGAGGAUGGAAAGAUCUCGAUAGUCUCAUGGCUGGACUCAGUCAACCUAUCAACCAUUCCGGCGAUGAGGCUCCGCCACCUGAGGCGAACGAAGGUGCCAAUAAUAGUGACAAAAUACCCUCGAACCCAUUCGAUGGCUCCAGCUCGGGCAUUAUCGAUUUCAGAUCGCUGAUGAACCACCUGGAUGGCGACAUGAACGGUGACUGGAGUGAGAAUGAGAACAGUGGUACACUUCCUCUGGCACAGGCGAUGACGGGAAGUUACGUGCCAACAGACCAAGAACUGCUUGUUUUGAAGGGCACGACGCCUUACGAGAUGUGGACAGGACUGGUGUAG